GACAGCUUCCAUCUGUACCAAAGAUACAUGGAUGAUACUUUCAUCAUAUGUGACGACAAUACCGACAUCGAAUUGAUAACCAAAGAGUUCAACAGCUGCCAUCAUGCCAUCAAGUUCACGUCGGAAUCAGAGAACAACUCGGAAUUCCAUUUUCUGGAUGUUUUUCUAAAGAGGAGAUCGGAUGGUUCUCUUCAAAGAUCGAUCUACAGGAAACCAACAUGGAAUGGUCAGUACACAAAUUUCCAUAGCUGGGUCCCUUUGAGAAGGAAGAGAAAUCUAAUCCAUUCCUUAUCCUCAAGAAUAAGGAGGAUAUGUUCCAGUGAUACAAUCGAUGGGGAACUGGAGCGACUCAGACAAGUCCUCAUAGAGAAUGGAUAUCCUCCGAGAUUUAUCGAGAAGAACAUGAAGCCAAGGGAAAAACCUGAAAGAAUACAGACGGUACCGAAGAAACUACUGUUUAUGAGUGUUGAAUUUAAAGGUGAUACCGCAGCUGAGAUCCUGAAGAAUCGCUUAUGCAGAUCACUGAGGAAAGCCUUCUUUAUGGCUGAGCUACGUAUCAACUUCUACAGCCGACAAAUGAUCAACGGGUGUGUGAAGGAUAAACUGCCGCUUUGGGCCACCUCAAUGUGUGUUUAUAAAUUCACUUGCUCGUGUGGAGCUAGUUAUAUUGGCCGCACAAAGCGCACGCUUUCCAAACGCAUCUCUGAGCAUUAUCCGGCAUGGUUAGCAAAGGGACAAUGUAAGACAAUUACUAGCUCAAUUCUCGAGCAUUUGGUGAACUCAGGCCACGUAGCUCCACCAGA
Molecule: messenger RNA, 803 nt
Organism: Trichobilharzia szidati
Lineage: Eukaryota; Metazoa; Platyhelminthes; Trematoda; Strigeidida; Schistosomatidae
Source: the annotation of a GenBank genome assembly